Messenger RNA from Aplysia californica (California sea hare), 2189 nucleotides. RefSeq lists its product as uncharacterized. Bases 1 to 1362 code for a protein of 453 amino acids. Lineage: Eukaryota; Metazoa; Mollusca; Gastropoda; Aplysiida; Aplysiidae. The transcript has 8 exons. The record is from RefSeq and is a predicted model, not a curated record.
AUGUCGAUGACAGCCGCAGCGCCCACAAACUGGCCCGCACAGCAAUCAGAGGACUCAACUAUCGUUUACACUACAGCACAAGUAGGUCUAGGGACUACCAACUAUAAACAAUCAUGGGAUAGCACACCCAGUGAACUGUAUGUGACGGGUGAACCCACGGGGGAACCAGAGACAACUACUGGCGCAGUCAGUAACCAAGAAACAUCGAGUGAACCAGAAACAACAAGUGAAACUAAACAACAGGUGAAACUGUCAGUGAACCAGAAACAGCAGGUGAAUCUGUUGGUGAACCAGAAACAACAGGUGAAACUGUCAGUGAACCAGAAACAACAGGUGAAACUGUCAGUGAACCAGAAACAACAGGUGAAACUGUCAGUGAACCAGAAACGACAGGCGGAGCAGCUAGUGAGCCAGAGACAGCAGAAUCAGAAACGUCAUCAGACCCUGAAGUCAAUCCAAUGGCUGAGCCUGAGGCCUCAAGCGCUGAACCGGAAAGUCGACAAGAAAGACCUUCAUAAACUAAGCGCCAAGGAGCUGAGCUUCAUCAAAGUGAAACCUACUGAAGAGUUCCUCAAUGAGUUUGACUAUGAGCAAAGAAAGUUUCAUAAUUAUUUUUUUUUAUCUUCCUCAGCAUGUUACCUAGCCCCAGCAGGUCUAGUGUAUGCCACGUCCUUUGGUUUCGCUUUCCAACAGGCUCUAAAUAAGCAACACGAUAUCCUCAAUCAGCUCGCCAAGGAGAUCGGCAAAAUUGACCACAUCGCCACCUUUGCGGCCAAAUUGACCACAGUCGGGAUUGUUGAUCGUCUCAAUAUCAUUAAGGCUGUCAAAGACGAGACGAUAUUCAUGGUGUUACAGAUCUUAGAAAGAGAACCGCAUACGUUCCACCAUACUUCGCCCAAAGACGUGAGAGUGUCUAUCUGGGAUAUACUGGACGUUCUUCGGAAGGUGGACACCUCUAAGGACAAUUGCGUGAACCGCAUCUUGUGCAAACACAUAGUGGAGGACAUCAAGGACCUCAACUCUAUCUGCUCUGACCGCAUCAGCAUCAUGCAUGCCAGAAUACAUCCGGUUAUGUGGCUUUUCCUGGAGACUCUGGGCUUUUUCAGUUUUCUUGGCAUUCUGUUGCUGACAGCUUUCUCGUACCGAAUGGAGCUGCUUAUGUGUAUCGUCACCGUCUUUUCCAUAUCGCUGCUUUGUUACGUUGUGUCCGACUUGGAUUCUCCCUUUUCUGGAUUUUUCCGAGUCAAUACGAAAGUGAUCGAAGACUUACUGAGUCGGCUAACUGCUAUGUAUGAAAUGGCAAAGCUUGGACAGGUGGAGAUUUUUUAUCCUAACGUUCGAGCCACGCACACGGGGAUAUAGCCAUUUGUUGCAAAGACGUUUUACCCAAAAAACGGCUCAAUUCAGAAACUGUUUGGGGGGGGGGGGGGCUGUUUUGUCCAAUCCUGUCAGGGCCAGUAAAGGUUGUGUUGGAAACGAUCGCAACAGACAAACGGAGAUACCCAACGCAUUCACUUCUCCUUGGAGGAUCGAAUUCACGACGUGUGCAAGCAGGGCGAAGGGAAGAACUCUACCUGUACGACACAGAUGCUGUUGAGAUAUAGUCAGGAAAUAAUGCUGAGCUGAAGUAAUCUGUGAACUGUUGUUUAAUACGUUUUUGUUCACACAAAGUCAUAUUAUUCACUUUUGUAAUUUACCUUCUCAGAUAAGCGUGUAUAGUAAUUGAUUAUAAUUAUGGAAAGUGUGUUCUUUCAGCUGCUUAUAAUGUCAUAUUCUUGCAGACAAACAAUGAUUUUCCUAACUUACAUAUUGAGAUCAUCAUAAUCCUGCUUUUUCCAUGUCAUUUUUUUCUGUUCUCUCAAUCAAAAACAGAAGCUGCUAAAACGUAUACUUAUUUACUUUUACUCUUUCAUCCUCUGUUGCUGUUAGUGUCGAGGGGAGAUGCAGUUUUCUAUGGUAGGCCAGCUCUGCAGCUCUCUCAAUUGAGAUAUUAUAAUUUCUAAUGGUUAUUUUGACUCCUUCAAUACAACUUUUGCGUGGCCUUCCUCUUCCUUUAUAGCUUAAGUGCUUGGCUCUCAAGGCUGGCUGGUUAGGUGACAUACGUAACAGGUGGCCAAACCAUUUUAUUCCUUGUUUUGCUACGAAAUGCUGACAGGACUCAGUGCCAAUAGCUGCUCUUACUUCUUCAU